Molecule: messenger RNA, 1545 nt
Organism: Coprinopsis cinerea okayama7#130
Lineage: Eukaryota; Fungi; Basidiomycota; Agaricomycetes; Agaricales; Psathyrellaceae
Product: acyl-CoA dehydrogenase
Exons: 9
Coding region: 1-1545 (514 amino acids)
Molecular function (GO): flavin adenine dinucleotide binding; acyl-CoA dehydrogenase activity
Source: RefSeq, a predicted model, not a curated record
AUGAGCAAGGUCUUCACCGCAGACGAAGUCGCACAGCAUAAGAAGGAGGGUGACCUCUGGAUUGUCGUCGAUUCCAAGGUCUAUGAUAUCUCCAAGUUCGCCGCGAUGCAUCCGGGCGGCUUGUCCGUCUUGCUGGAUGAGGAUGUUGCCGGAAAGGACGCGACGGAGGCUUUCUUCAGUUUGCACCGUCAUGAAGUCCUCGAGAAGCCUCAGUUCAAGCGCUUAGUGAUCGGCACCCUAGCCGGCGCUAAGCAAACAAUCUUCGCUCGCCCCGCCGGUGCUCUUAGCGACGUUCCUUACGCUGAGCCCUUCUGGCUUUCCAAGGGCUACCAUAGCCCCUACUACAAGGAGUCGCAUCGCCGUUUGCAAGCUGCCUAUCGUAAGUUCGUGGAGGAAGUCAUCGUCGGCGAUGCCCAAGCCCGCGAAGAGGAUGGCAAGCGUCCGAGCCAACGUGUCUUCGACGAGAUGGCCAAGCAGAACCUCAUCGCGAUGAGAUUUGGCCCCGGCCCUCAUCUCAAGGGCUUGGAGCUCAUGGGUGGAGUUGUCAAACCAGAAGAGUUUGAUUACUUCCACGAGUUGAUUUUGGGCCAGGAAACUGUUCGCGUCAAUGCUCGUGGCUACACCGACGGUCUGGGUGGCGGAACUUACAUCGGUCUCCCUCCCAUCCUAAACUUUGGUCAGCCUGCCCUCCGCGAAAGGAUCGCCAAGGAGGUUCUCGCUGGCAAGAAGUUCUGUGCAUUGGCCAUUACUGAAGCCUUUGCCGGAAGUGAUGUUGCUGGACUGCGCUGCAUGGCCAAGCGCGUCGAGAACGGUUGGAUCGUCACCGGAACCAAGAAGUGGAUUACCAACGGCACCUUUGCCGAUUACUUCACCGUUGGAUGUCGUACCGAACAGGGUGGAUUGGUUGUCCUUCUCAUCGAGCGUGGGGAGGGCGUCGAGACUAAGCCCAUCAAGACAUCAUACUCGACUGCUGCCGGUACUGCCUAUGUCACCUUCGAAAACGUCUUCGUCCCUUACGAAAACACGCUGGGCAAGGAGAACAAGGGUCUCCAGGUCAUCCUCUCCAACUUCAACCACGAGCGAUGGGGAAUGUGCACUGGUAGCAUUGCUGCUCAACGAUUGGUCGUUGAAGAAUGUCUCAAGUGGGUCAACCAACGCAAAGUGUUCGGCAAGCCCCUCCAUUCCCAAGCUGUCAUUCGAGCUAAGCUUGCCGCCAUGAUUUCUCGAGUUGAAAGUGCGCAAGCAUGGCUCGAGAACAUCACCUACCAAAUGAACCAUAUGAACUAUGCAGAGCAAGCCGACAAGUUGGCCGGUCCCAUUGCUCUGCUCAAACGCUACGCUACUUCUACUGCCCAAGAGACCGCCCGAGAUGCUGUCCAAAUCUUUGGUGGACGGGGUAUUACGAGAACCGGUAUGGGUCGAUUCAUCGAACACUAUCACCGCACAGUUCCGUUCGACGCUGUUCUUGGUGGUGCUGAAGACGUUCUUGGCGAUUUGGGAGUCCGACAAGCUCUGCGGAAGAUGCCAAAAGACACCCGUCUGUAA